Babjeviella inositovora NRRL Y-12698 is the source of this 713-nucleotide messenger RNA. It is a transcript of the gene YPT1, whose product is annotated as Rab family GTPase. The transcript has a single exon. Lineage: Eukaryota; Fungi; Ascomycota; Pichiomycetes; Serinales. The record is from RefSeq and is a predicted model, not a curated record. Bases 40 to 660 code for a protein of 206 amino acids. Gene Ontology annotation, molecular function: GTP binding; GTPase activity.
ACGCCACCACUCAUCCACGCAUUUACCCACAUCCACGCCAUGAACAGUGAAUACGACUACCUUUUUAAAUUAUUGCUUAUCGGCGACUCCGGUGUCGGGAAGUCGUGUUUGUUGUUGCGUUUUGCUGAUGACACGUACACCCCCGACUACAUCUCCACCAUCGGGGUCGACUUCAAGAUUAGAACUAUCGAGCUCGAUGGCAAGACCAUCAAGUUGCAGAUCUGGGAUACUGCUGGCCAGGAGCGGUUCAGGACCAUCACCUCGUCGUACUACCGCGGCGCGCACGGGAUCAUCAUCGUGUACGACGUCACCGACCAGGAGUCCUUCAACAACGUCAAGCAGUGGUUGCAAGAGAUUGACCGCUACGCUACCGGUGGGGUCAUGAAGUUGUUGGUUGGGAACAAGUCCGACUUGACUGAUAAGAAGGUCGUGGACUACGCCGUCGCGAAGGAGUUUUGCGAGUCGUUGGACAUGCCGUUCUUGGAAACAUCUGCCUUGUCGUCCACAAACGUCGAGCAGGCUUUCUUCACCAUGGCCAGACAGAUCAAGGCCCAGAUGGCUAACUCACAGUCCGCGAACGCCGCCUCCAACAACGGCAAGGCCAACGUCAACUUGAGGGGCCAGUCCAUCGCCGCCUCCACCAGCAGCUCCUGCUGUUAGCUACCGCAUAACCGGAGCCGCACGGUGGCGGUUCCUCCCUAAUACGAGUCCCA